Molecule: messenger RNA, 1402 nt
Organism: Episyrphus balteatus (marmalade hoverfly)
Lineage: Eukaryota; Metazoa; Arthropoda; Insecta; Diptera; Syrphidae
Product: pupal cuticle protein-like
Exons: 1
Coding region: 323-1339 (338 amino acids)
Source: RefSeq, a predicted model, not a curated record
CCCGGGCGCCAUUUAAGAAAAAAAUUGAUAUAGCACCUUUCUAAUUUUCGUUUAACAUAUUUUCUUUGUCCUUUUUUCAUGUCUGCCAUUUAUACCUCAUCUAGAAACACUACUUUCGAAAGAAUUUUACCUAGAUUCUGUUCAAAAACAAGUUUCAAACAAAGUCAAAAUGUAACUAAUUAAGAAUUCAUUAGUAAAAUGUUCCUCUUUCUGAAUAGCUCGUCCUAUAUAAACCAUUAGGAAACACUCUAUCGAUAUCAGUUGCAAUUGCCUCUUCAAAAGUUACACUUCUUUCAAUAAAUCAAUCACCAACUUUUUAAAAAUGAAAUUAUUCAUUUCUUGUUUGGUAAUGUGUGCCCUUCUUGGUAUAUCACAGGCUCAAUACCAAGAUUCACCAGCUGUUAAAGCAGCUAAAGCAGCACAUUUCGAAGCAGUUCGUCGUGCCGAAACAAUUAUUGCAAAUAAUCCUGGACCAUUUAACCAAACACGAAGACCAGUUGAAGAAACUACUCAACACAAGUUGGGAUUAAACGUUCAUGAUACUCCCGAAGUUGCAGCAGCAAAAUCGGCUCAUUAUAAGGCUCUUCGUGAUGCUGAAGAAGCAACAGCUAUUGCAAAUUCAACAUCAAAAUAUCCUGAUUCGUUUUCGGGUGUUCAUCAUCAACAUCAGCAACAUCAUGUCCCAGCUGUUUACAGUCCUCCUGCAACACCAUCACCAACUCGUCGCCCAGCUACCGUUCAAUACCAACCAACUCCAGUCCAUCAUCAUCAAUCGGUACCAAUUGUUCAACAAACUACCCAACAUAAACUUGGAGUAAAUGUACAUGAAACUCCGGAAGUUGCUGCAGCUAGAGCUGCUCACUUUGAAGCCCUUCGUCGUGCUGAGCAGGCUGCAUCUGUAUCUGGUCCAAUUGAAUAUGAAGACACAUACUUAAUGGUUCCAAGUUAUCAAAAGAUCGCUCCAAUUGUUCCAGUUCCAAUCGCUCAACCAGCUGUUCGUGGUGGGCCACGAUUUAUUGAACCAAGUGUUCCACAUUAUGGACAAAGAGCUCAUGCAGUUAUGUAUGUUCCACAAACAUAUGAACAGAAUGUCGAAUAUGGUCAACAUAUUGAGAUGAUUCCAGUUGUCACUUAUCCACAAACUAAUCAACACAAACUCGGAGUUAAUGUUGAAGAUACCCCAGAGGUUGCUGCUGCUAAAAAGGCACAUUUCGAGGCAUUCCGUCAAGCUCAAAUAGCAGCAGGUUCUGCUGCUUUCGAAGAUGAGGAGGAGAAUUCAGCUCCACGUAAUAAUUAUUUCAGCAAUCCAACAAGGCAAUAUGGUCAAGUUAACUAUUAAGUUGAAGCUGAUAUAAAUAAUUGUGCUCUGCAUUCGUUUUUAUAUACAUAUUAAUAAAAACUU